Molecule: messenger RNA, 1219 nt
Organism: Owenia fusiformis
Lineage: Eukaryota; Metazoa; Annelida; Polychaeta; Sabellida; Oweniidae
Source: the annotation of a GenBank genome assembly
AUGACAGUCACAUGAUCUAUUUAAGUAGAGUCACAUGAUCUAUCAUUUGUAGCCAUUUUGAAAAAAGUAAACAAAGUUGAGCACAGAAGCCUCUCACUUUAGAAGCAUAAUGUGGCAAAUAUACACUUUAACAUGUUUAAUUAUUGCUGUAAAUGGAUGUGAUAUACCUCCAAGAAUGUGGUGUGACUCCUUAGAAACUGCAAAACAGUGUCAGGUUGUUGAGCAGUGUGCAAAAUCAGUCUGGAAGGUAAAUGAAGUGUCCCCAGAACCUGUGAAGUUGACCCUCUACAUGGAAUCUCUUUGUCCAGAUUGUAAGAACUUCAUCAAAGAGCAGUUGUUCCCUGUCUGGGCCCAGUUGAGCAACAUCAUCGAUUUAGAACUUGUACCAUAUGGCAAUGCUAUGGAAAGAAAGAAGGGAGAUAUGUGGGAGUUUGAUUGUCAGCACGGGAAAGAGGAAUGUAUUGGAAAUCUUAUUGAGACAUGUGCCAUCCACAUCUCAAACAAUGUCACAAGAUGGUUUCCAUUUAUACACUGUAUAGAAAUUGCAGAAGAUCUACCUAAAGCAUCUGCAAUACGUUGUGCUCAGAUGUAUAAGAUAGACUACUCAGCUGUGCAGAAAUGUAUGGCAAGUGACAAAGGUAACCUACUUGAACACCAGAUGGCUCUGAAGACCAAUGCUUUAAGCCCACCUCACAAAUAUGUCCCCUGGGUCACACUGAAUGGGGUUCAUACUGAAUCCAUGGAAAAGGAGGCUGAAUCUAAUCUACUGAAACUUGUGUGUGAUACAUAUAAGGGUCCAACGCCUAAAGCUUGCAGUCAGCUCGAAGACCUGGAGUCAUUGAGCAGGUGUUAUAGAGACUAGAGAAAUGCAAUUUACAUCAAUAUGUGCCACUUUAAUGCAUUGAACAAUAAUAUUUGGUGCUUGUGAACACUGUGUGCUCGACGAGAAUGAGUUUUAUCAAUAUAAUUCUUGAUUCUGCAAUUUUUGUGAUUUAUUUUGUAUUGAUUUCCAUAGUAUCAAUUUAUGAUCAGAUCAGACUGGUUACAGGUUAGACAAGUAUGGGAUUAAUUAAUUUGGCUCCCGUUUUAAUUUGACGGAUUGGCAUAUUCAGAAAAUCCACAAAAUUAAAAAUCAGUCAAAUUCCAGUUUGGAAUUUUUGUCCAAUCCACUUCAGAAAUUAAGCUCCAGGGGCCCCUUUUCCUGUCAACAUGUCAUCAA